Adineta ricciae is the source of this 525-nucleotide messenger RNA. The record is from the annotation of a GenBank genome assembly. NCBI's taxonomy places the organism in Eukaryota, Metazoa, Rotifera, Eurotatoria, Adinetida, Adinetidae.
AUGUUUUCUCUACGUCGUAGUCAGACAGCCAAACGAUUUAUCGCCUACCAAAAUAGCUUCGGUAUUGCACUUUUCAUUACAAUAUGUUGUAGUGCUGGUGCACCGACAAUCAUUUCUGGCUUUCGAGAAUUGUACAAAUCACAUACAUUUGUUCCUGGUCUACAAUGCCAAGUAAAAGCCAUCGAUAUAAAAAAGGACGUAUUUACAUUUUACCUUCAUUGGAAUGUUACAACAUUUUAUGGCAAUCAAACAAAAGAUCGCAGGAUCAGCUUUAUCAUAAACUUUUCCGAAAAAAAGGCAUCGACAACAGCGAAUACGUUUUCAAUAAAUGAAACAUAUCCGUGUUUUUGUGCACGAGUUGAUAUAUCUGUUAUUCAAUGGAAUUGUCAGUGGAGACAACCAUCGCUACCUUUUGCUGUCGUUUAUCUUGUUAUGGGAACAUUAUGUUUAGUUUCGGGUGUGUGUAUGAAAAUGCUUAGAAAACGUUUUAAAAAAGAAUUACAAACUGAACAAUCCACAGGAUAA